UUUAAAUAUAGCAAGAUUAGUAGUAACAACUACUAAGAAUAAUUCAUAAACUUAGUAUUUAAAUUUGUAUAUACUAUCAUAGAAUGUUCCUUUAGUAUAACCACGUGUGAAGCACCCCGCCUCAUAUCACAUAAUGUUCACCAACCUUUUCUGAUAUUUCGUUAGUGUAUAUAUGCAAGUGUGCAUUAAUAAGAUCAGUUCCCACAAUCCAUAAACAAUCCCCAAGAGCCGUUGACAAAACAAAAACAAAACAUCUCAAAAAGUCAAAAUAUACUCUAGACCCUCCAAUCUCCCCGUCAAUAUCUCCAUAUAAAUCUCUGUCUCUCUUUGCCAACCUAAAUCAACAACCAUUCUUAUUCAUAGCCUAUCACACAACCCAACAAAAAAACUCCUAAAAAAAAAGUAAGAAGAGAUUUCAUCACUAUUCUAUUACAUUCUCUCUUUUCAAAAUCAAACAUUUGACUUUUGUGACAAAGACUUGAAGAAAGAGAUGAGGAGCGAAGCGGGUGGUGGUACCAUGGUCGUUGACCUCCAAACCGAUCCAUAUAACAACAAUCACCAUCGCCACGAGAUCAUCACCGAUAAUGUCCACAAACCAAGGCCUAAAUUUGGCGACAUCUUGAGAGCCGACCACGACGGAAUAUUCCCUCCCGUGGACCCCAUCAUCAUCAACACAAACCUAACCAACCAACGGUUCAGCAGCGUCUCAACCUCGACCAUGAGCUGCGGUCCAGCAAGCGGAGACGGUUCACCUUGCGUAAUGUCCCCUUGGGCCCGUGUGUCACCACCUUGGGCCGCAGAUUUCAACGAAGACAAUGUACUAGAGACCAAUGGUCUUGUCGGGUCCAUUGUACGUGAAGAAGGUCAUAUAUACUCGCUAGCAGCUUCUGGUGACCUUCUCUACACGGGCUCGGACUCAAAGAACAUUCGGGUCUGGAAGAAUUUAAAAGACUACGGCGGGUUUAAAGCGAGUAGUGGGCUCAUCAAGGCUAUAGUGAUAUUCGGAGAUAACCGGGUCUUCACCGGUCAUCAAGACGGUAAGAUCCGGAUAUGGAAAGUCUCGAAGAGAAAACCGGGAAAGUACAAACGUGUCGGUACAUUGCCAACGUUUAAAUCGUUGGUUAAAAGCUCGGUAAACCUUAAGCAUUACCGCGGUAAAAACUCGGUGAAAACGAAGCAUCACGACGCCGUUUCGAGUCUUAGCAUGGACGUGGAGGUUGGUUUGUUGUAUUCGAGCUCUUGGGAUAGGACGAUCAAAGUGUGGAGAGUGUCCGAUUCAAAGUGUUUGGAGUCGAUACACGCGCACGAGGACGCGAUAAACUCGGUCAUGGUCGGUUUCGAUGACUUGGUGUUCACGGGAUCUGCGGACGGUACGGUGAAAGUGUGGAAACGUGAGAUGCAAGUCAAAACGAGGCACGUGUUGGUUCAGGUUUUGUUAAAGCAAGAAAGCGCGGUCACGGCGUUGGCGGUUAAGUUAAAGUCUUCGAUGGUUUAUUCCGGUUCGUCGGACGGGGUGGUUAACUAUUGGCAGCGUUCGAAGAAGCGCGUGUUCGUCGGUGGGAUACUAAAAGGGCACAAGUCCGCUGUGUUGUGUCUCGCUGUAGCGGGGAACUUGCUGUUGAGUGGUUCUGCGGACAAGAACAUAUGUGUGUGGAGGCGGGACACGUCUGAUGGGUCUCAUGAGUGUUUGUCUGUUUUGACGGGGCACAUGGGACCUGUUAAGUGUUUAGCCGUGGAGGAGGAACGGGCUUGCCGCGGUAAAGGAGGAAAAGUCUCUACGGUUGGUGAAGGAGACAGGAAGUGGAUUGUAUAUAGUGGAAGUUUGGAUAAGUCGGUGAAAGUGUGGCGCGUGUCGGAGAAGAUGGCGGCGUGGAGGGAGAUAGACGAGCCAGAAGCAGGGAGUUGCGCGUGGAGUUCUUUGGGAAAAUAAAAAAAGAGUGGUCGGAGGAGCUUAGUGUGAUUAUUUACGAAAAUGCGCCGUCAUCGAUCAUCAGUCACGAUGACGGUCUUCACGACGGGGAAGAGUCGGAGACUCGGAGGAAUGUUUUUCAAUUUUAUGACAAUGUCAACGAAGUGAUUUGUGCCAAGUCAGCUAAAGAGUGAGUCAACACGGGCUUAGUGGUUUUCACGUAAUGAUGAGUUUUGCUUCUUUUACUUAAAAAAAAAAGAUCUUUUCAAAGAAAUUGUAAAAUUAUUCCUUUCCGUAAAUUUGUAACAAGGACAAAGACUAAAUCAAACAUGUUUUGUCUUCUCUGUGUGUUUAGUUUAUAAUAUCGUGGUUGCAACUUUAUAA
This is a messenger RNA of Brassica napus (rape), 2293 nucleotides long. RefSeq names its product protein JINGUBANG-like. The transcript has a single exon. Gene Ontology annotation, molecular function: protein binding. Bases 491 to 1930 code for a protein of 479 amino acids. The record is from RefSeq and is a predicted model, not a curated record. NCBI's taxonomy places the organism in Eukaryota, Viridiplantae, Streptophyta, Magnoliopsida, Brassicales, Brassicaceae.